Molecule: messenger RNA, 1271 nt
Organism: Salvia hispanica
Lineage: Eukaryota; Viridiplantae; Streptophyta; Magnoliopsida; Lamiales; Lamiaceae
Biological process (GO): rRNA processing
Cellular component (GO): nucleus
Molecular function (GO): nucleic acid binding; 3'-5' exonuclease activity
Source: RefSeq, a predicted model, not a curated record
CCUCUUUCAUGGACAACAGGAACAAAUGUGCAGCCUGCUACAGGCAGUUCAACAAGAUGGAGCAUCUUGUUGAACACAUGAGGAUUUCAUUCCACUCGAAUCACGAACCGAUAUGCGCAAUCUGCCACAAGCAUUGCCGCUCCUUCGAAUCUCUCCGAGAGCAUCUCAUAGGACCUCUGCCUAAAGCGGAAUGCGAGAGGAUAUUCAAGGACCGGGGAUGCGAUGUUUGUCUUAAUAUUUUCAGCAGCCGGCAUGCUCUUCAUCACCACAGAGACAAAUGUCACUUCUCCCGCGGAAGCAAUGGUAUCCUGUACAGAAUGGCAAACUUGGGAAUUCAAGACGAGUUGAGGAUGGACAACGCCAGAGGCAAAGUGGUGUCCAUGGCUUGCAAAAUGGUGGGAGGAGGGAGCGAUGGCUCCUUGGACCUUUGCGCCCGUGUCUGCCUUAUUGAUGAACAUCAAAACCUUAUAUUUCACACCUAUGUCAAGCCUAACCUUCCUGUCACUAAUUACAGGUACGAGACGACAGGCAUAAGGCCAGAGUAUUUGAGGGAUGCGACCCCAGUGAGGCAAGUUGGGAGGAAGAUUCAGGACUACUUAUGCAAUGGGGAGCCAAUAUGGCAAAUAAGGUCUAGAAGUGGAAAAGCUCGGAUUCUUGUAGGCCAUGGCCUUGAGCACGAUUUGAAAUGCUUGGAGGUUGAAUAUCCUGAAUUGCUCAUCAGGGAUACUGCAAGAUAUCCGCCAUUGAUGAAGACGAGCAAGUUGAGCAACUCGUUGAAGUAUUUGGCAAGAGCAUAUCUUGGAUAUGAGAUUCAGAAUGGGGUGCAAGAUCCGUACGAGGACUGUGUUGCGACGAUGAGGCUGUACAAAAGAAUGAGAUCACAAGAUCAUAGGGUGGAGAGUUAUCCAUUGGCUUCUGAUCAACAGAACCGGAAUAACUUUGCAUCGUGGAGGCAAACCGAGCUAGAGAGAAUGACCCCGGAAAGGAUGUUGGAGAUGUCUAGAUCAGAUUACUAUUGUUGGUGCUUGGACUCCAAAUGAAGUCCACAUUCAUUUGGUGCACAGCAAGAAAUGUUCAACCAUGUGCUAUGAUCUCUAUUUAUUUCCCUUUUUAUGUAGUGGAUUUAUGUGUAGUAUCAGAAGAAGCAAAAAUGCCAUUGCUAUGAGCACUUAGAUUGUUUCUAUUUCAGUGAUAAAAAAAAUUUCCUGGAAAUUUGAGAGUUUGUAGUGUUUUGAGGCAUAUAUUUUGUUAUAAUGUGGUUGGUUUGAGCA